Anopheles marshallii is the source of this 3606-nucleotide messenger RNA. RefSeq lists its product as uncharacterized. Lineage: Eukaryota; Metazoa; Arthropoda; Insecta; Diptera; Culicidae. The transcript has 9 exons. Gene Ontology annotation, cellular component: phosphatidylinositol 3-kinase complex. Gene Ontology annotation, molecular function: protein binding; 1-phosphatidylinositol-3-kinase regulator activity. The coding region runs from base 1 to 3606 and encodes 1201 amino acids. The record is from RefSeq and is a predicted model, not a curated record. Gene Ontology annotation, biological process: phosphatidylinositol phosphate biosynthetic process; insulin receptor signaling pathway.
AUGGAGGAAGCGCAAACACAGGCCCAAUCGCAGGGGGAACAGCAGCAGAAGGAAGCACCGCCAUCGCAGCAGCAGCAAGGCUUCGGUGCAUACAUCGCACUGGAGGAUAAUAACGCUCCGCUGACGCUCGUAGACGAACUAGCCUUUGACAAGGAUGACAUCGUGCACGUGUGGAUUCCGACGGUGACCAAACCGCCCACCAGUACCGUCGCCGAAGGUGAGGGCGGCCCUCGAGUCGCCUGGUACAAGGCCACCAAUGCUCGCACCAAGCAGACGGGUUACGUGCAGUUGAGCAAACUUUCGCCGCUGGAAAACAUCGACCCUGUUCUGUAUAGCGCCGGUGCCGGACGGCAGUACCUGAGUAGCGUUUCCACCGGCGCCUGCGUAUCGAUUGGUUGCGCCUGCGUUGCUGGUGGUUUGCCGCAACAACAACAGCAGCAGCAGCAACAGUCACAACAGACCGCGAUCUCUGACGCCUUUGGCGGAAUGCGGCUGGGCAGUGGCCCCACUCAGGGUACCGAUGCAACAACGGCCAAUGCGGAAGAGCUCUAUGUCAAGUGCGUUACACCGGGUACGGUGCUGAAAGAUCCGGCACUAAAAGAUGAAAUGGCUAGUAGAACCAGUAAUAACAGGGCUCACGCGACCGAGUUUGUUUAUUUCGUAACACCCAUUAUAUGUUUGUUUUGCCAGGACUACAUCUGGGGACUUGGAAGGCAAGGUGGACAGUGUAGAAACUGUUCAGCGUGUUUCCACGUCAAUUGUCUACCGAUGGCCUUGUAUAGGCCGUGCCAAAGAAAUUCGGAAAUGUACCAGAACAUACCGAGUACUUUCAGAACGGAAAAGUCAAUUAACGAAUGGACAACGGAAAAUGUGCUGGAAUGGAUGACCGCUGUUAAUAUGUAUGACCAUGUGGAGGUAUUCAAAACGAAAGCUAUAAAAGGCUGUGAUUUACCGAAUUUGGAUCGUGAUAAGCUUGAACAAAUGGGUAUUAAGAAUGAUUUCCAUCAGAAUAGUAUCCUGACGACGAUCAGACAACUUCUGACGAGUGCAGACAUGUCUGCAACGGCAGAACUGCCGACAUUGCCAGCUUCGGCACACAGUACAGUAAACCUUUCGGCCGGUUCCGAUCAACAGCAUAACGGACAUAAGCUGAUGAACGGUUCAUUUUCGAAACAGCAAAAAUGUGAUAUGUGCAAGAACUACCUGUUAGGACUGGUCCAUCAGGGGCUGUUCUGCACUCAGUGCCGUUUGGUUGUACACCGGCAGUGCUCGGUGAUGGGCCUGAAGCCAUGCACUGCUCCAGAUCGUGGCGCACAGCAGCAACAGGCACAACAGCUUCCUUCCACGUACGGCGGGUACAUGCUUGGCGGGGCAUUCCGGCAGGAGCACCAGCACAUAUUUGGCAAGAGUCUCUGUUUGCUGUUCGACGUCCAGCAGCAACCUACACCUCAAAUCGUGGGAGAUCUGUGUACCAGCCUGGAAAAGAAGGCCAUGAUGGACAAAGGACUUGACCUGUACGUUGUAUACCGUACUACACCGGUCCGGUACGACGAGGUGAACAAGCUGCGCGACGCACUCAACGAGAAUCUGCUCAAUAUUGAUCUGAACGGUUACACACCGGAAUGCGUUGCGACGGUGCUGAAGAAAUUUUUCCACGAGCUACCCGAUCCGCUCAUACCGGUUACAUUGUAUCAGUCGUUUAUUGAUGCUUCAAUGCUCGAUGACCAGCAAGCUGUGGAGCGUAUGAAAGCGAUUAUACAAGACAUGGCACCACAUCACAACAAGACGUUGCACUACUUCAUGCGGCAUCUGAUCCGAAUCUGUCGGUUGCAGUUUAUGCGCGGAAACAAGCAGCAGCCAACGAUGCUGCUGCAAAAUUGGUGCCAUAUUUUGAUGCGUCCAGCGUGGGAGAGGAUUGUGCACUUUGUGAGUAACAUAAAGAACCAUUUGCGGGUAUUGGAAAUUCUUAUGUACAAACUGGACUGGAACGAGGCGUUGCCCGAGUUUCUUUCCAUACCGGCCGUUCCACCGAGAAAGACUUCCCGAACGGGUGGUAGCGGUGGAACUGGAUCAACGAAAAAAUCCAUCUUGGCAUCACCAGAAGGUGGAUCGGUUGGGGCGCCGUUAAUUGAAAGCGAUUACAGCACCACCGCAACGUUGGGACGGACCGUGCCUCAGCAACCGGGAGUAGGAGGUGCUGGUGGAGGUGGCGGAAUGCUGCUCACCGGUGGUGCUCCGCUGGUAACCGAUGCGGAUAUACCCCAGGAGCUGCGUGAUGCAGAAUGGUACUGGGGUAAGAUUUCGCGCGAUGUUGCCAAGGAAAAGAUGAUGGAUGCACAGGAUGGAUCGUUCCUGGUGCGUGACGCGAUCAAUGAUGCGGGCGAAUAUACGCUCGUGCUGAAGAAGGACGGUACGGAUCGUCCGAUAAAGAUUUACCACAAAAACGGCAAGUAUGGUUUCACGCAGGAGUGCACGUUCGAAAGUCUGGUCGGCAUGAUCAACGAGUUUCGCACGACCACGCUGAAGGAGUAUAACACCAUCCUCGACAUUAGCCUGCUGUAUCCGAUAUCGCGGUUUGAGGACGAAAGUCUCUACCCGACCGCUGGAGAUAUUCAUCAGCUCGCGCAAAACUUCUACGAAACGGUACAAAGAUUAACCGAUUUGCAGAACAUGCGUGAAUCGACGCUGGAAGCUUUCAAUCAGGCGCAGUCACACCUCGAACUUCGCCGCCAAGCUCAGGAAGCGUUCAUCGAGGCGGAUAAACUGUUCAACGAUCAGUUGCUGACACAGGCACGCUACGAAACGGAGGCACAACCGCACGAAAAGCGCAGCCUGGCACAGAACCGAACGUUGAUCGAAAAUCGGUUGGAGGAGCUGCGCAAGUGCAAAAAGAAUCUGGAUGAAGAUAUGGAGCGGGAACGGGAGCGUAUGCGUGAGUUGCAGCGCGAGGCCAUGAAGCUAAAGCCGGAAAUUUUGAACCUAAGCAAACAGAAGGAUCAAUAUCUGGAGGCGCUCAAGCGUCAGUCCAUCACGGACGCGCAAAUCAAGCAGAUCCUCAAGGACGGCUACCUUUCGUCGACGAAUCCGGACUCCACCCAGGACCUGCCGCACCUGGACGAAACAACCUGGUUACGGGAACGCUACACUCGGCAGGAUGCGGAGAAAAAAUUGGCCAACAAACCGACCGGAACGUUCCUAAUUCGGGCACGCAAUGCCGGUCACUAUGCGCUGUCAAUUGCGUGUGACGGUCGGGUGAAUCAUUGCAUCAUUCACCAAACGGAGCGAGGGUAUGGUUUCGCGGAACCCUACUUCAUUUACGAUUCGCUCAAAUCGCUCGUGGUGCACUACGCGACCAACUCACUGGAGGAGCACAACGAUCUGUUGCAGACAACGCUGAAGUAUCCGGCGUUUGCACCGAACCUACCGAGUGGCAGUGGAAGCGGAAGCGGUGGAAGUGGUGGCAGCGGCAGCGGUGGAAGCGGUCAAACAGGUGGAGGUUCCUCAUCAUCCUCUUCCCGGCAACAAGCACCUGUUGGUAGUGGAGCUGGUGGUGGAGCUAGUAGUGGAGGAUCGACUUGGCCGGGGAUGACUUCUUUUGCUGCGUAA